ACUUGUCUCGCGAAGGUGUUAAGUCGGCGCUAAAGCGGGCUGUCUUCAGUUGCAGCGCUGAUCGGCCACCGGUGUAACAGGAUUUAUUGAAGUUCCGGAUAAACUCUGUCUUUCUUUGAUAUCACUUCGAGACAUUUUGGAGUUAAGCCAUUGUAUUCGAAUUGAUUUGGAUUUAUGCUGAAAUUGGCAGCGUCCGGGAUACGGAACUUGUCAUUACUUUGGAUAUCUUUCUCAUUUACCUUUCGGCUUACCGCCAUAUAUAUGGGAUGGGAGUCAGGGGCGUUAGAAAGAGAGCGUACCGAGGAAGAACGCCUGAGCUGAGAUCUCUUUGGUCUGUAUGGAUCGAGGGUAUGGGGACACGGUCCAUUCCAGGCUCUCGUCUGGGCCCGAUCCCCGUCCUUAUUACUGCUAUCCUGUUCACCAUCAUCACGAGAUCAGUUUCUGGAAAUCAGUUCUCUGGGAAUAGUCAGUGUCGAGUUGAUGACUGUUGGACCCGUUAUAAUAACGCUCUCCAAGGAAUGGGGGAGCUUUACAUACACGACCUGGACCAGAGGUUGUCCUGCAUUGCUCUAAGGACCUAUCUGAUGUGCAUCAGACAUGUGAAGAACAUGACCGAUUCAUGCGUCGGAGACAUUAGAUUCCAUAGUGUUCAAAAAGUCGUAGAAAGUAGGAUGAAACACAACAACUGCUCAAUGCAGGGCGAAAUAUACACAGGAUCUGACACUAAUCUUGGCCCAGGAUACGAACGCCCACAAGUGCCGCGUGCUCGGAUUUGUUCGUACAAACCUCAGAAAGCGUUGAAAACCGUCCAUAGACAUUGUGGAUUGUUCGGUGAUCCUCAUUUACGGACGUUUGGAGAUGAAUUUCAGACAUGUAAGGUGCGCGGAGCAUGGCCCCUUAUUGACAAUGAGCACCUUACAGUUCAGGUUACAAAUGAUCCGGUUGGACGGGCUGGAAGUGCCACUGCCACCAGCAAGUUGACGGUGGUGAUCAAGCGCAAUGACGACUGUGGUUCCGAUCGUUUCCUUACAUAUCAAGCUCAAACCGACUACCUCCCUUCUACGUUUGAUAACGGACGUGAUUAUUUUGGUCAAGACAAAAGUGUUCAACUAACAGUGAUAGAAACUGGCAAACAUGUGGAAAUAUACAUUAGAUACAUUGCAACGACUCUCUUGGUACGACAAGUCGGCCAUUACUUUACUUUCGCAAUUAAAAUGCCGGAGGAGAUAAUCAACAAAAGUCGUGAGAUUCCAUACGCAUUACAACUCUGCGUAAAAGGAUGUCCAAAAAGUGAAAGAAUAGACUAUAAAGAAUUUUUAUCUCAAAAAAAUAGUCGGUUAAAAAAUAUAAUUCAUCAAAAACAACUUGCAAUGACGCGGGAGGAUGCAGUGGCACAUUGCCGUCAAUCGCAAGUUGUAGACUUUUAUUUUGAUUCCUGUGUCUUUGACCUCAUGACGACCGGGGACAAGAACUUCACACUGGCAGCUAACAAAGCCCUUCAGGAUGUCCUACGUCUAUACCCCGAGGCGAGCAAAGGACAUAAAAACCGAACAGAUCUGUCGACAUAUGAUUCAUACAGUGGAGUGGAUUCUCUACGGACUAGCUGGCUAGCGUCUCCUCUUGCAUUUUGUGUGCUAUGUACACUAAUUUUAACGAACUGGCGGACAUUAUGAGAAUUACAGUAUUCUCUCCUUAUUUAUGUGUGCUUAUUGUUGAUUCAUACUCCUGUGCAACUCUGGAUUAAGGUUUGGCUACAUCUCCUGUGUAUUGUGAUAUAGAAGUGUGAAUGUGCUUGGGGAAAUCCGCCACACUGUGCGACUUCUCGGAGAUUCAGACUUGCUUUCUGCUUGUAGUCUUGUCGACGUCUUUUUACUAUCAGGAAUAUACUGAUAAAAGACAAAUUCCUGGGGUUAUUUUCCCUAAAAAUAAUGUCAUGUCCUGGCAAUUUCUCUUCCGCUGAAUGUAUUUUGGAAAUUGGAGAGAAAAAAUUACUCUGUUACAAACCAUCUGACAGAAAUUUUGUCUUUUUGUUGACAAUUUUUUUCCUGAUUGUUUGAAUUUCAAUGGCCCAAAUGUUGAUUCUUUGAAUGGAAACGGCUGUAGUGCCAUGAAGCCAGGAUAUGAUAACAUUACAAUAACAUAGCUCUAGAAUUCAUUCAGCUUGGGGGUUAAAAAAACGGGUUCAGUGCCAUUCACAGCUUUUCAUCCAAAUCAUUCAUCACUUCAGCUAAGCGGCCAGCAUUCAUCAUCGCUGGCUUGAUGUUGCACACCACGCUGGCGUCUUGAUCCAGAGAAAUGGGUCACGACAGCGAGUCUUUACAAAGCUAUGCCAAAAACUUGUACAUAUGUAAUGAAACAAUGCAUUGAGUAUUUCUUCUAAACUACCAGUGCGACUCAGAACAUAGUUGGAGAAGGUUAUCUUCAUCAGCAUUAUCACCUCUUUCCUGAUCAGUGCCCCUUGUGGUGGAGCAUUGUUGUGUGACCAUGACCAAGCUAUCGAACAGAGUGAUGUGAAAGUUUCACAGGGUUGGGGUUUAGGGUUUAGCAAUCUAGCUUUCGGAACCAAAUCUCCUCGCCAUGUGACAGGAUGAGUUGAUUGGUACCAAUCUGUUCUGAUUCAUAAGUUCGUUUCAGAGGUAACUGACUCCAAUUUUGAGUUGAGUCGUAAUAAUGAAAUAACUCGCACGUUUAAUACGUUUUAUUUGAAUAUUAUGCAAAUGGAUUUUUAUUCUGGGAUACUUUUGUGUUGAAUCCUCGUUUUUUAUGCCUUUGUGUGAAAGAUGCAUCUUAGUCUGACUCUUAUAACGACUGCAUCCUCAUCUUCAGGUGGGAUAGGACAAUGGCUGGUAUGUUUACUGGUGCAUACCUAUUGUACCUGGGAAUGAGCUUGGUCACUUUGCCCCUAGUUUGCCAGAAACUGCAUUUGUUGAAAUAAACUUUGUAAUGCAGUAUGCGCGUUUAGUUUCUGCCAAAUUUCGGGCAAAACAAUCCAACGUUCUGUGGAUUCUAUCAUGCAGAUUUUGGUGUCUACGAUUUACCAUUUCAACAAGAGUGGUUAAGACGCCAUCAUCUGGGGGGGGGGGGAAUUUCUAUCGUUGUUGAUAGUCACGCAAUGAAAGUGUUGAUAUGUGUCUUUUUGAUACGCUUUCAUAGGUCAACCCAAAGAAUGAAUCAUACUUCUGCCAAAUAUUGGGUGAUAUGAAUAAAGACUAGCAAAUGCUUUUAUCUAAAACUCCAUGUACAUUUACACUACACCUUUCUGUACAAAAUUGAAGUAAAAGCAUUUGCUAGACUUUAUUCAUAUCAGCCAUUAUUUGCAACAUACAUCAUGUUGACACUGUAUAGGGUAAAAUAGCAGCCUUUGCCAAAGAUUGGGUGAAAUAGUCGGAUGUGUGCAUACAUGGAUACGUUUUUUGAUGGUUCUUUCAGAAGGACUACGACAAAGGCUUGUUUCUCUUGGACAGAUAAAAUAUCCGUCAACAGACAGGGCUGAAGUGUCUGUUGUGUUAAAUUAUUGUAUAGCUUAGAUUGUCUUAGAAUGUCAUUCUGAACACGUCUUUGAGUUGAGCUGUCUUCUUUCACAGGAGGGCGGGGUCUGUUUGUGUGGGUAAAGCACAAAACAUUUGUAGAAAAUCUUGUCAAAAUCAAAUCAAAAACAUCUCAAGGUAAAAACUAUAUUUCAGACACUAUGCUCAUCAUAUCGGUUGGGAAUAAGACCGGUCUGUAUUCAGCUGCAUUGUUCAUGUUGAAUGUGUUAGGAAUGAUAUUCUAAGACAAUUAUUGAGAAACUUUUUGUGCAAAAUAAAGAAGACCUGUGAGGGUUGUUUGUUUAUAAAUCA
Lineus longissimus is the source of this 3839-nucleotide messenger RNA. Its product is annotated as repulsive guidance molecule A-like. The transcript is spliced from 4 exons. Gene Ontology annotation, biological process: BMP signaling pathway. Gene Ontology annotation, cellular component: plasma membrane. The record is from RefSeq and is a predicted model, not a curated record. The coding region runs from base 267 to 1673 and encodes 468 amino acids. NCBI's taxonomy places the organism in Eukaryota, Metazoa, Nemertea, Pilidiophora, Heteronemertea, Lineidae. Gene Ontology annotation, molecular function: coreceptor activity.